Melampsora larici-populina 98AG31 is the source of this 1365-nucleotide messenger RNA. RefSeq lists its product as uncharacterized. The transcript has 8 exons. The record is from RefSeq and is a predicted model, not a curated record. NCBI's taxonomy places the organism in Eukaryota, Fungi, Basidiomycota, Pucciniomycetes, Pucciniales, Melampsoraceae. The coding region runs from base 1 to 1365 and encodes 454 amino acids.
AUGACUGAGCCUGAAGGAAAUCAAUUACUUCCGUGGCCAACGUUGGAACACGAAAAACUUAUCAUUCCAACAAGCUCCGUGGAUCCUGAAAAUGAUAAAGUCUUGGAAGAAACUUUGUUCAACCAAUACGAUCUCGACGUCAGCCUGAUUGUUAUGGCAAAUAUGGAAGAGCAGCUUUUAUUGAAUCAGAAAAGGAUCCUGCAACUUACAAAAAGGCUAAGAAGUCCGUUAACUGGGAUCUUUGGAAACGGAGUAGAUAUGGCCGUCGACAAAAACGCAGACAUUGGUCAAGAGUCAGACUCAGCCAACAAAGCAGAUCAACAACUUGGUGAACAAGGGGGAGACGCUCCUCAUACUGAAGAAGACCAAUCUAUCAACAACAAAGAAGAACUAGAUGACUUUCAAGAGAUAUCAUAUGACAAUAACUCAGAAGUGAACUCAGAAGAAGACACCAAACAAAGCAACCACCAACCGUCCUCUGAAGAAUCCAAAAGUCAAGCAGAGGUUGAGUCAAUCUCAUCAGGAUCACCAUCAGAUUCUGAAGAUGAAGCAGACAACAAAAGCAAAAACAGAAAAGUAAAGAAGAAAAGGCACAAUAAAGCAGAAGAUAACAUUAAGAAGUUGGAACGCAGACUAGCAAAGGCAAAAGCUGAAGCUAAGACAAAGGCAAAGAGAACAUCAAAACCAAAGUCAAAGUCAAAACGACAAAAUACAAAGAAAGGAAAGAAGGAAAGAUCUACUGGCUCCAAGAAGAGUACUGUAAUUCAGAUAGAAAUCGGAGUGAUUCCAAUAGGAGAACUUGUGCCAUUACAAAUAAAAUUGGACAAAGGACUAGAGGCACCUGCCAAAUUUGGUCUAUCUUUUGGAGACUGGUCCGAGUGCAUGAGGUUAUCAGAAGGUACCUUGCUGGCUAUUACGGUCAAGCCCCCCUGGCCAAACACCUCAAACUUCAUAUCAAAAACAUCACAGAUCUUCAUAAAACGGGUAGGCAAGGCACCAAUGAAAGACAUAGGUGCUCACAUUGCUAAAUAUGAGAACCAAGAAAAGGAGAAGUUCUUGUGGUUCAACGAAGCAAAGUGGGGCAAUACAAAUCCUUAUGCCAAGGGAGGCAGAGAAAGAUGCAUAAAUGAAGAAGAAUUUACUAACAUUGACCCCUUAGCACAACUGCUAGAUCAACAUGAACAUGAGUCCCACACCAAAGCACCUCUAAUAAAAAUGAAUCUACCAAACGCAAACGGGGGAAACAAGGAGAUUGUCCACAAAAUAGUCUCACCUCAAGCAACACCCAUGGCAUCCAACAAGUUUCCUGGAAGAGGAGGCAGAGAAGGUUGGAGAGGCGGAAGAGGUGGUUACCACAAUAGAUGA